UUCAGCCGGACUGGUUCAGCCCAAAGCACGUGAGUUCCCAAGUGCGCACGUGUGUUCUACCUUCUGUUUCUUUGGUGCGUUUCCUCGACUCACGACGUUUGAUCGUCUCCGGCAUCAGAAGUCGGAACGGAGGGCGAUCAUGGUGUGCCAGAAGUGCGAGAAGAAGCUAGGGAAGGUGAUUGUUCCGGACAAGUGGAAGGAGGGAGCAAGCAACACCACCGAGAGUGGAGGAAGGAAGAUCAACGAGAACAAACUCCUUUCUAAGAAGAAUAGAUGGACACCAUAUGGAAACACAAAGUGUGUAAUUUGCAAGCAACAAGUACAUCAAGAUGCAAAGUAUUGCCACACUUGUGCAUACUCUAAAGGAGUCUGUGCUAUGUGUGGGAAGCAAGUACUGGAUACAAAGCUCUACAAGCAGAGCAAUGUAUGAUGAUAGUCAAUGCGAAUCACAAUUUGGUUGUAAUUGCUUCCAGCAUUGAUGUAGAAGUUGCUGAAUGCUUGCUAAUGACUACUAGACUGCAAUGGGCCAACUUGUAAAUUGAUGAGAUGUAAUACUAACAAGUAUCUCUACUUUGUUACUUGAGUGUGCUAUUAGCUUCACUGACUUGUGUUUUAUAUAUCCUGCAUUCAAACUAAUAUAGAUUACUGCUUGAAAACUCA
This is a messenger RNA of Zingiber officinale, 660 nucleotides long. RefSeq names its product cysteine-rich PDZ-binding protein. Gene Ontology annotation, molecular function: microtubule binding. Lineage: Eukaryota; Viridiplantae; Streptophyta; Magnoliopsida; Zingiberales; Zingiberaceae. Bases 140 to 430 code for a protein of 96 amino acids. The transcript is spliced from 4 exons. Gene Ontology annotation, biological process: cytoplasmic microtubule organization. The record is from RefSeq and is a predicted model, not a curated record.